CCAGUGUUGCACAAUCCUCGUUGGAUACACAGCUGUUCCGCGGAGUCAUGAACGAAAAUUAUUAUUAAAAUUGAAUUAGUUGAUUCAAAGAGGAUAGCCAGCAGGCGGCCAGAGGAGCAGCCAAGAUGCAGCGAGUCCAGGCCGACCAAAAGCCAGCCAGAAUGCACCAGCAUGCACAUACGCAUUCGCACGCGCACAGUUUGCAGCAUGCGGAGGAGAAGGAGCACAAUAGCAAUGAGAUGACGACCAACUUGUCGUCGACUGGCCGAAUUGCGGCCAGUAGCAGUGCCACGCCCAGCGCAGCAGCGGGAGGCGGGGCCAGCGGAGCACCCACUCCGCCCAAGAGUCUGGCGCUCAAUCAGAACCAUCACUAUGCACCCGGUUCGGAUACAUCCGGGGAACAGGAGGAGGAGCUGCUGGACUCGCGAUACGAGUGCGCCAUUUGCAUCGAUUGGCUAAAUGAGCCGGUGUUGACGUCGUGCGGCCAUCGAUUUUGUCGCAGCUGCCUCACCGCCUGGAUGCAAAAGAACAAUCAAUGCUGCCCCAUGGACAACAAGCGUCUGUCCGCCGAGCACGACAUCUUUCCGGACAACUACACGCGCCGCGAGAUCGAGCAACUCAAGCGAGAUUGCCCCAACUCCUCGCUGGGCUGUUCGGUGGUUGCCUCGCCCAUCGAACUGCAUCGCCAUCUGCCCAGUUGUCCCUAUCGGCGGCAGCAGGAGCCGCAGGAGGAGAAGUGCCCGUUUGCCAAGAUCAAGUGCGAUUUUGUGGGCCGACCAGAGACCAAUCAGUUGGAGGAGCACCUCAAGGCCGACAUGCCGCAUCACAUGCAGCUGAUGCUGCAGGCAUUCCAGCAGACAGCCAUUGCCACCUGGCAGCCACACAAGCCCAGCACAAGUGGCGCCGCCGUGGAGAAUGGUCAUGGCCAGCAGCAGCUGCCGCCACCGCCGCAAUAUGCCAAUGGUGUGGAUGAGCAGAUUGUGCAAACGAUGUACCAGAGAAUUGUGGUUUUGGAACAGCGGACACGCGAGCAGGAGACGCGACUGGAGAAUAUGCAAAAGCAGCUGCGUCUGGCACGCCAGCAGGCGCCCGUUGAUCCGCGCUACAGCAAUGGCACGAUUGUGUGGCGCAUCGAGCAGCUGGGCGCCUUGGUGGCUCGCCUGCGGGCCAAUGCCAACAAUCAAGUGUACUCGCACGAGUGCUACACCUCGCCGCAUGGCUACAAGUUCUGUGCGCGGCUGAACAUUCAGCCGCGGAAACCGCAUGUGCUCAGCUUGCAUGUGCAUCUGAUGCAGUCGGAGAACGAUUACCACUUGGACUGGCCCUUCAAGGGUCGCAUCAAGUUGUGCAUGGUGCAUCCGGCAGAUGCGACGUUGUCGCAGCACGACACCAUCAUGACCAAGCCGGAGAUUCUGGCGUUCCACAAGCCACGCGAAGCGAUCAGCACACGGGGAUUCGGUUUCCUCGAGUACGCCAACAUAUCGAACAUCAUACAGCUGGGCUUCUGCGCCGACGAUCGGCUGCUCAUCAAGAUCGAGAUCAAUAUUGUGUGAAUUGGCAAUGGAAAAGGAAAUGGAAACGCGGCGGCACCGAUGUCUUCCGAUUGCGUUAAGUUUGCACCAAGGUGGAUCGUGAAUCAUAGGGACCCAAAGGUAAACCGUGCAAGUAGAGAAAAAUAGCCAGGUAUUAGAAAUACAUAAGUACGCAUGGUAGCAAUCAUAAUUGUCAUCUUUUUGAAGCGAAUUCAUUCCUCUAGCAGUGUGAAUUCGUUCCCUAGAUAGACAAUAAUCCCAUCUCCAAGGAGUGCUAGCCUAAUGCUUGACCUGUUAUCACCGUGGCAAUAUAGUUUAGAACUACUGAUAACAAGGCGACCCCGCGAUUUGUGUGAAAUUAGUCGAUCGAUCCACUUUAGUGAACUCGUGCGCCAACGUACAACAAUAUGCAAUACCCGAUAGCUGACACACACGUAUAUAUAUUUUAUAUAGACCUAUAUAUAUAUAGUAUACGAGAGACCGCUAAUAGUCACCGUCUAGCAAGCAUCACAUUAAGCAAUCUUGAUGAUAUUCAAAUACUAAUCGAUAUUAGCCUAGUAUCCUAGAACUAUCUCUUAUUCUCUAUUUGUAUUUCUAGUGCUAUACUAUUACUUACUAUUGGUUCUAGUGAACAAAAGUCAAUGCAGAUCACGUAAAUACAUAGGUCUAUAAUUGGAAAACUUAGUUGGUCUUGGGUUUACCCGUGAUACCUUAUCAAUGCAUUUUCAGUGCUUAAUUAAUCUUUAGUUUUCAAAACAUUCUCGUCAAUUUGAUUGAUUUUAACUAUAUUUGUAACUGAGUACGUCCAUUUGGCAGAAAUGUCAGCCCUAUUUUAAACUAGUUUACUUAAUAUUGCAUCUAGAAUUAUGCUAGGUUUUAAUUCUUCAGUUUAUCGCUUCGAAAAACUAGUAAUGAGUGAACCGACCAGCGCAUAGAAUAUAAAAUAUGUACCUUUUUUGAAAACAACGAAGGGGCGGGAAUAUAUUUUUUUAACCUUUAACGCAAAAGCCUCCGUUUAUGAUCAUCAAUUUCGUUUGGAAAAAAAAAAAAAAAAACAACAAAGGCUGUAUGUAUUAUUUUAUCCCAAUACUUAACUUAGUCCAUAGCGAUACGAACUACAUGUUUAGAGCUAAGAAUCCCGGGUAGAAUGCACACGCUGGCAAGGAUUAGAGCCCAGACUCAUCUGGACUUGGAUCGCUGACAGCUUGGAACCCUCUCCGUUUAGGAAACCCCAAUAAAGGACACUUUUGUACCGC
Molecule: messenger RNA, 2788 nt
Organism: Drosophila melanogaster (fruit fly)
Lineage: Eukaryota; Metazoa; Arthropoda; Insecta; Diptera; Drosophilidae
Gene: Traf6
Product: TNF-receptor-associated factor 6
Exons: 1
Coding region: 126-1553 (475 amino acids)
Biological process (GO): protein ubiquitination; regulation of canonical NF-kappaB signal transduction
Cellular component (GO): cytoplasm; nucleus
Molecular function (GO): metal ion binding; tumor necrosis factor receptor binding; ubiquitin-protein transferase activity
Source: RefSeq, marked reviewed